Molecule: messenger RNA, 935 nt
Organism: Medioppia subpectinata
Lineage: Eukaryota; Metazoa; Arthropoda; Arachnida; Sarcoptiformes; Oppiidae
Source: the annotation of a GenBank genome assembly
GCGAAACAAUGCCAUCAAUAUUGCAAUUGUCGAGCACUGGUGCCUACGAUAACCCACAGUUUGUUUCAAUUGACGGCAACUCCAAUCAUGUGAUCGCCGGUCGGACACGAAGAAAGUCCAGUAUUUUGCGGCGACUUUUUGCCAGCGCUGACCGAAGAGAAUCCGUUAUAUCCAAUACUGAAGUCUAUCCGAAGAUUGAGUUCUAUAGGAGUUAUGACACACUUAGCAAAAAGUCAAAGAGACCCGCAAUGGAUGAGUUGCAUCUGCCUCAUUUGGCAUCUAACCAGGCUUAUGAUGUAAAUCCGAGCCUCAAUGAGAGGGAAAGGGAGGGGAAUAGGAAUAGCGAGGAAUCAGACAUUAAUGUGAGCGAUGGUUUGGCCACUAAAUUGGGCUGGGUCGAUGGAGUUUAUAUCCGAACAAUGAUGAAUCUCUUCGGGGUUAUGCUGUUUCUAAGGAUGGGUUGGAUGGCCGGACAGGCGGGCAUUCUGUUAGCCUUAACGCAGAUAUUGAUCGCUACGAUAAUCACAACAGUGACCACUCUAUCAAUGAUAGCCCUCUGCACUAAUGGCAAUAUAGGCGGUGGGGGUAUAUAUGCUAUGAUAUCGAGGAGUGUUGGACACGAGGCCGGAGGGGUUAUCGGCUUUUUGUUUACGUUCACAAAUGCAGCUUUCGUUGGACUCAACCUCUUAGGGACAGCCGAAAGUGUUACUAACAUUUUUAAAACAUUGAUGUUCUUCUUCUUGACACUAAUUAUAUCAUUAUUGGAUUACUUCAUCGGAGCCCUACUGUCACCGACAGAGAAACAACUGUCGCUCGGGUUGGCCUCUUGGAAGCCAUACGUUAUAUCCAACAAUUUAUACCCGCGUUGGGAUGGAUACGACUUCUUCCAAGUGUUCGGUGUAUUCUUCCCGUCAGUGACGGGUAUAUUCACGGGC